Molecule: messenger RNA, 654 nt
Organism: Ceraceosorus bombacis
Lineage: Eukaryota; Fungi; Basidiomycota; Exobasidiomycetes; Ceraceosorales; Ceraceosoraceae
Source: the annotation of a GenBank genome assembly
AUGGACGCCAAUCCGCACGCAAACAUCCCGGAUUGGAACCUGGUCGACGAGAACUUCGCUCCGGAGGUGAGGCGAUAUCAAUGUUUAGGUCGGAUCCCCGGUGCGACGCCGACGCUGAAGCCAGAUCACUCCACGCUCCUCGUGCAGGACUUUGAUAGAUUGUUUUCCGAGACGCAGAAGUACUUUGGUCUAACGGAAGCACAAGCGCUUAAUUUCGUGCGUUAUCACAUAGAUAGAGAGCGAGAAGAGCUCCGACAGAUCCGAGCACGUCAAGAAGCGGAGCUAUUGGCUCUCGACCAAGAGAUGGCGGAACUUCUACGCGAAAACCUCCGCCUCAAAUUUUUGCGGGCCAGAUUGCAACUCGGGCAAUGUUUAGCGCACACGAGAAGAGCAUUCUCGCACACCCAAAGUUGGAUGCGCAGGUCCAGUGCUUUGCGCAUUUUCAUCGUGGUCUGGCUGGUAAUUCUCCUCUGCUACGAGGUGUUUGCCAUGCUCAUACCUGCAGUAUGGCUUCUCUAUUCCAAGGAAGAGGUGGAAUGGUGCGGGAAUCAGCCAUUCAAUGAAGUAGAAAGGAGCGCGCAAGGGACACACGGCAUCUUCGAGUCCGAGUCGCACAAGUCUUGCAUCGACCGAGAUAUCUGCUUUCUUCAGUAG